Messenger RNA from Aspergillus terreus NIH2624, 723 nucleotides. RefSeq lists its product as uncharacterized. Lineage: Eukaryota; Fungi; Ascomycota; Eurotiomycetes; Eurotiales; Aspergillaceae. The record is from RefSeq and is a predicted model, not a curated record. Gene Ontology annotation, cellular component: cytoplasm. Bases 1 to 723 code for a protein of 240 amino acids. Gene Ontology annotation, biological process: protein folding. The transcript has 4 exons.
AUGCAGGUCGAAGUAAACCCCAACGAAGACACCGAAUGGAAUGACAUUCUCCGCAAACACGGCGUCAUCCCCGAAAAGCCCCAAGACCCAGAACCGCUCAUUCAAGAAGCGCUCGUCGAGGCGGAGCGGAAAGCCUACGAGAACCGACUAGAGGACAAAGACCUAGACGAGCUCGACGAGCUGGAAGAUGAAGAAGACGAGGAGUUUCUAGAACAAUACCGCAAGAAGCGACUGGCGGAGCUCUCCACCAUCCAGCAAACGAGUCUUUACAACCAAGUGUACCCGCUCCAAAAGGUCGACUAUGCGCGAGAAGUGACGGAGGCAUCUAACAAGGCCUUUGUAUUGGUCCAUCUGACCUCCUCGUCCAGUGCCAAUGUUGAGUCGCGUAUUCUGACGGAACUCUGGCGGCAACUGGCCGCCAAAUAUGGAGAUAUCAAGUUCUGCGAGAUCCGCGGUGAUAUGUGCAUCGAAGGCUACCCGGACCGCAAUACCCCGACGAUCUUGGUUUACAAGGACGGGGAAAUUCGGCAACAGCUGAUCACAUUGAAAGAGCUUCGUGGUCCCAGAACGAAGAUCGAAGAUUUGGAGCGAAUGCUCCUGGACCUUGGUGCUCUCAAAGAAAGCGACGUCCGUCUGAAGAAGCGGUCGGACUCGUCUGACGACGAACGUCCGUCGACGAUUAAGAAGACACAGGUCGAUGAUGACGAUGAUGACUGGGAUUAA